AUGAUCAACUUCCUCAAAGAGACGCCCGCGGGCCAGUUCCUCCGCCUGCUGGGUCUCCGGUCUGAGAAUCUCUUGUACCCGGAGGAGAAACCUGGCUUCGAGCCCUCCAGGAGGCUCCCGAUCGACCGCGACACAGCACCGUCUCCGGCCGAAAGCGACCUGGAGAAGAUCCUGCCCAAGCAGGCCGCUGCCACCAUCACCGCGUUGGAGAAAGACAACAUGACACUGUCCGCCGGCGGGGAAGACGACGAGGCGGCCUUCGUCGUCGUGUCCUGGACCGACGAGCACGAUCCCGAGAACCCACGCAACUGGUCCGAGAAUAAGAAGAUGUGGACCCUCUCCGUGGUCAACUUGUACACGUUCUGCGUCUACUGCACGGCCUCCAUCAUCACGCCCACCGCCGGAGCCAUCCAGGAGCGAUACGGUGUCUCUAUCAUCGUGGCCAGCCUGGGGCUGUCCAUGUAUGUCGUUGGCUAUGGUCUGGGACCCAUGUUCUUCUCUCCCAUCAGCGAAAUCCCCCGCAUCGGCCGGAACCCUCCUUACCUCUGGUCCUUCGUGGCCUUUUUCGCCGUCUCCAUCGGCCUGGCCUUCGUCGACAAUUUCCCCGCCAUCAUUGUCCUCCGCUGGCUGCAAGGCCUGUUCGGCAGUCCCGCCUUGGCCAGCGGUGCCGCGUCAAUUGAAGACAUAUACGACAUCUACAGUGCCCCCUAUGGCUAUGUGUGGUGGAUUGCGGCCAUGUAUUGCGGCCCUGCUGUCGGCCCGUUGAUGGCUGGAUAUGCUGUGCCUCAUAAUUGGAGAUGGCCGCUCUACGAAGUCAUCAUCAUGUCCGGGAUCAUCCUGUUCCUGCUCCCCUUCCUACCCGAAACCUACCCAGGCACCAUCCUGCUCAACCGAGCGAAGCGCCUUCGCAACGCCACUGGGGACGAUCGCUACCGGGCCGAGAGCGAACUGCACCCGAUCCCCUUGAAGACGCUCCUCUGGGAAGCCCUGGUGCGCCCACUGGAGAUCACCAUCAAGGACCCGGCCGUGCUCUACGCGGCGCUGUACGGCGGGCUCGUCUACGCCACAUACUACUCCUUCUUCGAGGCCUUCCCGCUGGUCUACCUGGGCACGUACGGGAUGUCGCUGGGCCAGCUGGGGCUGAUCUUCCUGGGUUUGAUGACCGGCUGCAUCUUCGGCCUGACCUCCUACUACGUCUACCUGCGGCGCUGGUUCAUCCCGCGGGCGCGCAAAUACCACGCCGAGAAGGGCAAGGCGGUGGAGCAGGAGGAGUGGCUCCGACCCGGCAUGGCGGGCGUCUGGGGGCCCCCGAUCGGCCUGCUCGUCUUCGCCUGGACCGCCCGCGCGGACGUUCACUGGAUCGCCCCCACCAUCGGCAUCAACAUCUGGGCCGCUGGCAGCUUCUGCAUGUUCCAGAGCAUCAUCUGCUACAUCGCCCUGGCCUACCCCAAGUACGUCGCCUCGCUGUUCGCCGCCAACGACUUCGCGCGCUCCAUGCUCGCGGCGGGCUUUGUGCAGUUUUCGAGGUCCAUGUACGUCGAUCUCGGCAUUGGGAAGGGCGUCACCGUCAUCGCCGGCCUCUCCGGGGUGGGAGUCGCCGGUAUGUAUGGUCUCUACUAUUUCGGUGCGUUCCUGCGGGCCAAGAGUAGGUUUACCGGUUGA
Molecule: messenger RNA, 1662 nt
Organism: Fonsecaea erecta
Lineage: Eukaryota; Fungi; Ascomycota; Eurotiomycetes; Chaetothyriales; Herpotrichiellaceae
Exons: 3
Coding region: 1-1662 (553 amino acids)
Biological process (GO): xenobiotic detoxification by transmembrane export across the plasma membrane
Molecular function (GO): fluconazole transmembrane transporter activity
Source: RefSeq, a predicted model, not a curated record